Molecule: messenger RNA, 1160 nt
Organism: Rhinichthys klamathensis goyatoka
Lineage: Eukaryota; Metazoa; Chordata; Actinopteri; Cypriniformes; Leuciscidae
Product: gastrula zinc finger protein XlCGF8.2DB-like
Exons: 3
Coding region: 192-1160 (322 amino acids)
Biological process (GO): negative regulation of transcription by RNA polymerase II; regulation of immune system process; regulation of cytokine production
Source: RefSeq, a predicted model, not a curated record
GUGAUUGUAAGUGUGAUGAUCAUCUGCUAAAUGAGCAACAACGACCACAAUUCACUCCUUCAGUCAGUGAAGCUCCCACAGCCGUUCAUGAGAGUUUAAAUGCUGGGGAAUAUUCCCAUCUUCCCACAGGAGAAGAAGAAGCAAGCAGGAGGAAUUACUCCAGGAGAAACUACGGACAUACUAUUGUAAAAAUGGAGAUUAAGGAAGAACCCUGCAGAAUAAAAGAUGAAGAUACAGAGGAACAAAUAGACCCGAUGGAAGUGAAUGAAGACAAACAGCAACAGUUUCAAAAACCUCAUAAUUUCACAAAUGAAGAUGGAAAUGGAGUCGUUUCACAGACUGAAGACAAUUUCACACAGAAACAAGCUGGAAAAUCUGGAGUCAAAGGAUUUUUCACCUGCUCUGAGUGUGGAAUGUUUUACGUGCACAAAUCAGACCUUAAUAAACACAUGAAAUCUCACACUGGAGAAAAUCUGUUCACAUGCUCUCAGUGUGGAAAGAGUUUCACAUGUAAAUCAACCCUUAAAAGACACACGAGAGAACACACUGGAGAAAGGCCUUAUACAUGCUCUCAGUGUGGAAAGUGUUUCGCACGUAAAUCAACCCUUAAAAGACACACGAGAGAACACACUGGAGAAAGGCCUUAUACAUGCUCUCAGUGUGGAAAGAGUUUCAGUCAAAAAAGAAACCUAGAAGAUCACAUGAGAAUUCACACUGGAGAAAAACCGUUCACAUGCACUCAGUGUGGAAAGAGUUUCAGUCAAAAAAGAAACCUAGAAGUUCACAUGAGAAUUCACACUGGAGAAAGGCCUUAUACAUUCUCUCACUGUGAUCAGUGUGAUAAAACAUUUGUUUAUUUAUCUAGCUUAAAAAAACACCUUAAAGUUCAUGCUGGUGUGAAUCCUCACGUUUGUUCUGUAUGUGGAAAGAGUUUUUCGCGACUGGCGACUUUAAGAGUGCAUGAGAGUAUUCAUACUGGUGUGAGACCUCAUUUGUGCUCUGACUGUGGGAAGGCCUUUAUUACAUCAGGCGCAUUAAAACAACACCAAAGAAAUCACACUGGAGAGAAACCGCAGUGCUCUUCAUGUGGGAGGAGUUUCACCCAAUUAUCUACUCUACAGAAACAUAAGAAAAAGCAUUGCCCUCAGGUGUCUAAGUGA